AGCCCCACUUCUCUGUACUCAGAGUCACAGAAGCCCUAUAGUUGCAUUGCGCAGGAAACGAAUAGCACCAAAUUGGCAAAUUACUGAUCAUCCACCUUAAAUUGAGUGCAUACCGUAAUUGGAACCGCAAGGCGAAACUAUGUUUCCCCUUUGUCACCACGGUGCGCAAAGGCUGUUUAUUGUUCCCAAAACUCAUUGAAAGAUUUUCUUGAUCAGUUUUACAUUUUCCUGAGGUGAACAAAGUGGACGGAGACGCCCGUGGAGUGGGGUGCGACUGCCCGAGUGCGGGAGAGCGAUAAAGGGUUAAGGACGGAGAGUGAAAAGUGCGUCUCAGCAUGGAUGAGAAUGAGCAGAGCGCGAGAGACGCGGAACAGCGAGGAGCGGAGGACGAGUCCAACAGUGCCAUACGACCCCUUCUGCAUGCUCCGGGGAAUCUGCAGCUCCCGCACCGAAUCACUAACUUCUUCAUCGACAACAUCCUGCGACCGGACUUUGGCCGUAAGAAAGACGCGAACAUCAGGCGCGAUGAGAGCAAUCACGGCGCGCGGGAGAAUCACAGCCCUACGGGUCCUAGCACGGGACAGGUGGGAAGUACGGUACCAGCAGAGGGAAGUUCCACAACGCAUACGAGCAGCGGGGGAAAGAAGACCGAGAUAGUGAGCGAAGAGCCCUUGAAGACUCGUGGAGAGAAUGUGGAUCAGUUCCUGAGUUCAGAAACGGAUAGUUCACAGGCCAAUUCAAACGGACACUCUGCCCAGCCUAUGCUGUGGCCCGCUUGGGUUUACUGCACACGGUACUCGGACAGGCCAUCGUCAGGUCCCAGAUCUCGUAAACCAAAGAAGAAAAACGACAGUAAAGAGGACAAACGACCACGCACAGCCUUCACUGCGGAGCAGCUUCAGAGGCUCAAGGCCGAGUUCCAAACCAACCGCUACCUGACCGAGCAGCGACGGCAGAGUCUGGCGCAGGAACUCGGCCUCAACGAAUCUCAGAUCAAAAUCUGGUUCCAGAACAAGCGGGCCAAAAUUAAAAAAGCCAGCGGCACCAAGAACAGUCUGGCAUUGCACCUGAUGGCGCAGGGACUGUACAAUCACAGCACCACGUCAAAGGAAGACAAAUCAGAUAGUGACUGAGACACAGAAAGCGGGAGGGGUGGAGGUGGUGAUGGUGGGGUGGGACAAGGAUAUAUUUACAAUGCAAUAAGAAUAAAAGAAUAAAUAUACCAGCAUUAGCCUACUGAAGUUAAAUAUAGGCCCUACUGAAUUAUGUCAAAAAUACAUUUAUUGAAUUCUCCUAUGAAAUAAUGGUCGAGUUGUUUCAAACGGCUGUUAUCGGUGCCGGUUUUUUAUGCACUAAGCAGAGGAUUUCUUUUGAGAAACAAACGUUUCUAUUGCGCUUCUUUUCAUGCCGUUACCAGAACCAAGCGUUACAUAGGGUCUAUAAGUGGAAAAAAUGCGAAAAAUCUUGCUUAAGUCCAAAGAGUCUUUCUGCUGCAUCCAGGCAACUGUGAAUUGUAUCAAUUGCAUUAGAGUCGUUUUAUUUCCACCAUUGUUGUUUUAUUUGAUUUGAUAUUUGAUACAAAUUGGACGCAGCAGUCGUCGGAUCUCAGAAUAUGAUUUUUUAAAAAUAUUCCUUUUUAUUGUAAAUAAGUUCAAAGUCUUUGCCUGCCUAAUUUCAAUGAGUGAAUUGGAAAAAAAAAUAAAAAAUAGCGAUGGACUAUAUAAAUCGCAAGAACUUCUUUUACUGUGCAUUACAAAAUAGGUUAUAUGCUUGAACUAUGUGUAAUAGCCUAACAUGCGUAAUAACAAUGGAUGAACCUUCAUUGCCUGGUCAAAGCAUUUCAACUAGGUGCGCUAAAUAAAUAAAUAAAUGUACCGACGCGUCUUAAAUCGCAUUCAUAGUUUUUUAUAAAAGAGCAAUAUAAUCAUGUUUUGUAGCAAAGUAUGUUUUAAUCAUUUUAAUGCUGCCUAUAAACGUGUAGCACACUGACAAUGAUUUACUCUUAUACGCACUCUUGAUAAUAGCCAGGGUAAGCGCCACAACACAUUACACACUGAAAUAUAAAUAUAUAACUAUAUAUAAACACAAUAUCAAACAAACUAUCAAGUAAAAAAAAUAAGCAAACCAGCUGUUUACUGUAUUACAGAUGUUAAAAUACUGUUUUAUUGUUGACUUCAUAUUUGUUAUGUAUUUAUAUAGAUUAUAUUAAGGAAAAACUUUAUCCAAUGACCGGUGUUGCUUUUUAUGUGAGAGUAGAUUUCUAAAGUGUUACAAUUGCUUAUUUAUAUUGCAAUAAUUCUUUAUGUGAAUGAAGCAGUAUUGGGGCCUUUGCAUGAAAGCUGCAAAUUGUCAUUUUAGGGCAUAUUUACGCGUGUUUAGAAAGUAAAAAAAAAAAAAAGUAUGAUCGAGAUUUAAGUUGCAGACUGUCCAUAUACCAAAUUGUGGAGUUUUUACUUUUUUAAAAUCUUAUUUGUUUUAUAUCUGAAAAGAGUGUGUGACAUAAAGCCACCAAACUUAACACACUUUGCCUUACAAGUUCAAGUGCGAACUUAAUAACAUAGAACUGUGCCGAAUCAGAUAACCAGUGUUAGUUCAAUUGCAUAUGAAUUAUGGCCUUCUAUCUGGUAUACGACCUAAUGAAUUUACUCAUCAGCGGAGAUCUAUCUAUAAAAAAUCUAUGUUGAAAGCUAAAAUGACAAAAGAUGUGUAAUACAAUGCUAUUUUUAUUUUGUGUUUACAAGUACUGUUUGUUACUUGUGUAAAUAAUUUGUAUCACGUACGUAUUAAUUGUGAAAUUAACUGCCUCCUGAAAUCUUGAUAAAAAAUAAAUAAACAAUAAAAAUAA
Molecule: messenger RNA, 2845 nt
Organism: Myxocyprinus asiaticus (Chinese sucker)
Lineage: Eukaryota; Metazoa; Chordata; Actinopteri; Cypriniformes; Catostomidae
Gene: en2a
Product: engrailed homeobox 2a
Exons: 2
Coding region: 336-1133 (265 amino acids)
Biological process (GO): multicellular organism development; neuron differentiation; regulation of transcription by RNA polymerase II
Cellular component (GO): nucleus
Molecular function (GO): RNA polymerase II cis-regulatory region sequence-specific DNA binding; DNA-binding transcription factor activity, RNA polymerase II-specific
Source: RefSeq, a predicted model, not a curated record